AUGGCACUUCACGUAACAAAGCCCACAAUCUUCAAUUAUUUCUCUAAAAACUUUAAUUUCAAACAAUUUUUCACCUCAUUGCCCCAUGUCUCUUUAGACUCUGUUGCUUAUACAAAACUCAUUCAAUCCUCCACAAAAUCUGGCUCUACAAUCCAUGGCAAGCUCUGCCACGCCCACAUUAUAAAAACUGCCUUUAAAACCAACUUAUUUUUGGUAAAUAAUCUUAUAAAUUUCUACUGUAAAUGCGGCGAAACGCGGUUCGCAUACCAAGUGUUUGAUAGAAUGCCUAAACGAAAUGUUGUGUCUUACAAUCUUUUGAUUUCUGCGUAUACCCAGAUGGGUUUUUAUAAUGAGGCUAUAAAUUUGUUCAAUGAAGCGAGAGUGGAGGGUCUGAAACUUGAUAAGUUUACGUAUGCGGGUGCUAUAGUUGUUUGUGGACAAACUGAGGAUCUUGAACUAGGCAAGUUGGUUCAUGGAAUAGUUAUUGUUGGUGGGUUGGCUGAGCAAGUUUUUGUUAUUAACUCGCUUAUUGACAUGUACUGCAAAUGUGGUGAGGUUGAUCAGGCUAGGCUUUUGUUUGAGAAAUCUUCGGAGUUGGAUGAUGUUUCUUGGAAUUCUUUAAUAUCAGGUUAUGUUCGAAUCGGUGCCAUUGAGGAAACAUUGGGAGUGUUAGUAAAAAUGCAUCGAGAUGGAUUGAAUUUGAACACUUACACGCUGGGUUGUGCUUUGAAGGCAUGUUCUACCAACUUUGAUGAUUCAGUAAAAUAUGGAAGAAUGCUUCAUGGGUAUUCAGCCAAACUUGGGUUAGGUUUGGAUGUUGUUGUUGGGACUGCAUUGCUUGAUAUGUACGUGAAAACCAGGCAUUUGGAUGAAGCAAUGAGAAUUUUUGAAUUUUUGCCCAACUAAAAUGUCAUAAUGUAUAAUGCUAUGAUGGCUGGAUUCAUGCACGCAGAUAUUGUUAGUGAUGAUAGUGCUAAUCGAGCCUUUAACCUUUUCUCUGAGAUGCAAAGGCAAGGGAUCAAGGCCUCGAAAUUUACAUUCUCAAUCAUACUCAAAGCCUGUAAUAUUGUUGAAGCUUUUGAGUAUGGGAAGCAAAUUCAUGCUCAAAUCUACAAGAGAAACUUGUCUGAUGAAUUUAUUGGAAGUGCACUUGUUGAGUUGUACUCUUUAUUAGGGUCAACUGAAGAUGGGAUGAAAUGCUUUAAUUUAAUUCCCAAACUAGAUAUUGUCUCAUGGACGUCCAUGAUUUCUGGCCAUGUUCGAAAUAAACAAUUUGAAAGUGCAUUGGCUCUGUUCCAUGAACUACUGUCAUCUGGAGAGAAAGCAGAUGAAUUCCUAUUAUCUACUAUGUUGGUAGCUUGUGCAGAUUUGGCUGCAGCAAGGUCUGGUGAGCAGCUCCAAGGAUAUGGAAUAAAAAGUGGCACUGGGAACUUCACCGUUGUUCAGAAUUCUCUGAUUUGCAUGUAUGCUAAGUCUGGAGACAGAUUUUCUGCUAAUAAGACCUUUGAAGAGAUAAAGAAUCCUGAUACUGUGUCCUAGUCUAUCAUGAUUUGUAGCAAUGCGCAACAUGGAUGUGCAGGUGAAGCUUUGAAGCUGUUUGAGUUGAUGAAUGAUUUUGGUAUUGCACCCAACCGUACAUUCCUAGGAGUUCUAACUGCCUGUAGUUAUGGUGGACUUAUUGAAGAAGGAUUACAGUAA
This is a messenger RNA of Pistacia vera, 1698 nucleotides long. RefSeq names its product pentatricopeptide repeat-containing protein At3g13880-like. Gene Ontology annotation, molecular function: protein binding; RNA binding. Gene Ontology annotation, biological process: RNA modification. NCBI's taxonomy places the organism in Eukaryota, Viridiplantae, Streptophyta, Magnoliopsida, Sapindales, Anacardiaceae. The record is from RefSeq and is a predicted model, not a curated record.